AUGGAGGGCGAACAGGUCCCUGGGUCCCAUUCGCGCCCGCCUCUGCGGCUGCAGGCAACGGCAUUUCCUGCCUAUACCACUUCAUCGCUGUCGCCUUCUUUCAAGUUAGAUGAAGGCUACUCGGAUGACACUCGCAGUCAGUCCGACAAGGACCUGGGGUCUGAUAAUGCCAUGAUUCUUCCAGACUGGGUGCUGGCGCAAAGUGAGGCUGACAGGGCUGACUUUGCUUACAACCUACUACGAUCUCUCUCAACCUCGACCCUUGCCGGCCUAGUUGACCGACUCAACCCCCUGCUCCACAUGGAUCCCGUCUUGAAACUACCACCCGAAUUGACAUUCGAGAUAUUUUCAUAUUUGGAACCGCGUAUGCUGCUCACAGCGUCACUCGCAUCACGCUCAUGGCGAAGCCGAAUUUUGGAUUCCGGUCUCUGGCGCGUGCUAUACAUCAAUGAGGGCUGGCGCGUGGAUAUCCGCGCCAUUCGGAAUUUCGAGCAAGAGCAUUCCGAAGCAAUGUCUCCGCAAACCCGCCGAGCACGCUCACGACAUUCCGAACCCGAUCUUGGAGAGCCAAAACAUAAGAAGCGCGUGCCCCCGACCUGGUAUGAUUCACGUGGUGCUAGUGGUCCAGAGACGCAGGAGGUCAGACUGGAGGCGGAUCAUGAAGGUGAUCACCAUAUGGCCGACGCAAGUGAUCGUGAUCGCGGCGCACCCUGUUCGUCAAACGGAACAGCACUAGCGACAACCCGCUACAUUAGACAAGCUCACUCUUCCCUUCAGCCCCCCGUCAAAUCUUCUCUACUCUUACAUCAUCCGAAGGGGUCAGUGAAACUCAACUGGCUCCAUCUCUACAAACAACGCCGGCGCCUUGAGGCCAAUUGGCAUCAUGCCCGAUUCACCAAUUUUCAGUUGCCCCAUCCAUCUCAUCCCGAGGAAGGUCAUCAAGAAUGUGUCUAUGCAAUUCAAUUCCAAGGGAAGUGGUUGGUCAGCGGCAGCCGGGACAGAACAGUACGAGUUUGGGAUCUGGAGACCAAGCGGUUGUGGCACCGUCCAUUAGUUGGACAUCUUAGAUCAGUCCUCUGUCUUCAAUUCGAUCCAAGCCCUGAAGAAGAUGUUAUCAUCUCCGGCAGCAGUGACAAAGCCGUGAUUAUGUGGAAAUUCUCGACGGGGCAGAAACUUCAUCAAAUCAAUAAUGCGCAUGCCGACUCCGUGUUGAACCUCAAAUUUGACCAUCGGUAUCUGGUAACAUGUUCUAAGGACCGAACAGUGAAAGUGUGGAACCGCCGCGAUCUUUUACCAAGUGACGAGGAGUAUCCUCGUAUUUGCAAAGGCGGCGGAGCCUCUUACCCAUCAUAUAUCAUCGAUCUAAAUGACAUGGCUCCUAAUCUAGUGGAUGCUACUAUCGCCAAUCGCCAUAUCAAGUCCCUGAAGGCCUACUCCCUUCUUAUGACUGUCGAAGGACAUGGGGCUGCAGUCAAUGCAAUGGAACUCCAUGGUGACGAGAUUGUGACCGCCUCUGGUGACCGGAUGAUCAAGGUCUGGAAUAUUCGAAACGGCACCUGUCUGAAAACAUUGAUGGGCCAUGAGAAGGGCAUUGCUUGCGUUCAAUUUGAUAGUCGCCGAAUCAUCAGUGGCAGCAACGAUAACACUGUCCGAAUCUAUGAUCAUGCCUCGGGAGCCGAAGUCGCUUGUCUCCGUGGGCAUAAUAAUCUGGUUCGAACGGUACAGGCUGGGUUUGGCGACCCCCCUGGUGCCGACGAGGCUUUGCGGAUGGAGGCGCUGGAGGUUGAAAAUGAAUUUUUCCGAGCCCAGAAAGAUGGUCAUCCGGUUGGCCUUGGCCCUCGGGCUCUGCGACGUGCUGGCUAUUAUUCGAACACGGCCGGCUCUCGGGAUCCUCGCGAUAUUCCAGCGCUUGGAGCCAAGAUCCCCCCAGGUGGCGGUGGGAGUUCUUGGGGUCGGAUUGUCUCCGGCUCCUAUGACGAGUCACUCUUGAUAUGGCACAAGGACCGUGACGGGGCGUGGUCAAUUGGGCACCGGUUGCGUCAAGCUGAUGCCGUUGCCAAUUCUUCUCGUGGAAAUCUCAGCGAUGCCGCGAGAGCUGCAAUCCUAGCUCAGGCUCAGCAAUUACACGCGGCUAAUAAUGCAACAACAGGACAUGCGGCGCCUGUGGCCCCGCCAGCACAACUCGUAGAGGAAGCUCAAGAUAACGAUGCCGGGGACGAAACACCAACACCCACACCCCCGAUGAAUACUACCAACGCUCCUCCUAUCCUGACGCAACAAGAUGGCGCGGCCUCCAACCAACCAGCUGUUCCCACCCAAGUUGGAACUGCAGCACCAACCCCCCCACAGCACCCGCUGUGA
This is a messenger RNA of Penicillium macrosclerotiorum, 2361 nucleotides long. RefSeq names its product F-box and WD domain protein. Bases 1 to 2361 code for a protein of 786 amino acids. NCBI's taxonomy places the organism in Eukaryota, Fungi, Ascomycota, Eurotiomycetes, Eurotiales, Aspergillaceae. Gene Ontology annotation, molecular function: protein binding. The transcript is spliced from 2 exons. The record is from RefSeq and is a predicted model, not a curated record.